This is a messenger RNA of Pygocentrus nattereri (red-bellied piranha), 795 nucleotides long. RefSeq lists its product as uncharacterized. The record is from RefSeq and is a predicted model, not a curated record. NCBI's taxonomy places the organism in Eukaryota, Metazoa, Chordata, Actinopteri, Characiformes, Serrasalmidae.
AUGGCGCCCAGAGACGCUGAAGUUUCCACAGCUCGGAUUAAACGUUCGCUUCUACAGUCGUGUAGGUUGUUUUUACUGGCUGUUACUGUUGGUGUCUAUUUUAUUCCUUCACUUGAACCUGAGCCAUUCAUCUCCUUCAGGGUUACCUCUCUGAUUAAUGCCCUCCUUGCCCGGUCUGAGAGUUUUGAGUCUUUCACAGCAGACCAGAAUGGGAAUGUGUACACAGGCACAGUUGAUGGGAAGCUUUGGAGGAUCACCAACGAUAUGCUCACUUUCAUCACUCAGAUAGGCCAGAAUCUUUCAGACUGUGACACCAGCACAGAUUAUGAGCCUGUGUGUGGAUGCCCACAUGGGCUGCGCCUGGACAGCCAUGGCCAACUUAUAGUGGCCGACUCAUACCUCGGCCUGUUUAAGGUGGACCCCUUGGCAGGAGAGAAGACCCUGCUACAUUCCAGCAAAAAAGGUGCUGAUGGGAUCCCUUUUGGCUUUCUGAACACGCUGGAGAUUUAAAAUGGAACAGUGUCCUUUACAGACUCCAGUAGCAGAUGGCGGAGACGAUUCUGGCUGAAGGGGCCUAAAGCUGGCACAGCACAGACUGCCCUGAGCAACAUGAUUGGUUAUUCAGACAACAUCCGGGUCAAUGACCGUGGCACUUUCCUGGUGGGUAUCAACACUGUCUGCUUCUGUGGCCGACUGUUCCCACCUUUCUUGGACCUGCUUGGACCCUAUCCUGCACUCAAGCGCUUUGUGGUCAAGGUCAAUAAAGAGAAAAGUUCACUCUUUCAGUACAGUUAG